Xiphias gladius (swordfish) is the source of this 2051-nucleotide messenger RNA. RefSeq names its product caspase 7, apoptosis-related cysteine peptidase (gene casp7). Lineage: Eukaryota; Metazoa; Chordata; Actinopteri; Istiophoriformes; Xiphiidae. Gene Ontology annotation, cellular component: cytoplasm. Gene Ontology annotation, biological process: proteolysis; apoptotic process. The transcript has 7 exons. Bases 187 to 1128 code for a protein of 313 amino acids. The record is from RefSeq and is a predicted model, not a curated record.
UGGGCGCGGGACUCUGACGUCGUUACGCGCCACAGAAACCGGGAAGCGAACUAACUUUCGCUUUCUCAACCGAGUCUUCUGGGGAACAGAAAGUCAGCGAAAACUGUGGACAAAGAAAACGGCGACCCACAGCCCACCUUUGCGCAACAGUCUCUCUGACAUCGUGUAAUACACGAAUAAUAGAGUAUGGCUGGAGAACCUGCUGAGAGGACCGAUCUUGGAGGUGAUGUGGAGGAAGGGAAGCUGACGGGAGACGAAACGGACGCCAAACCUGACCGCAGAGGGAGAUUUCUGCUGUUCGGCAGUAAGAAGAAUAAGGAUGGCCAGACGCGGGAGCAGGACUACUCUUCUGAAAGCCAUUACAGAAUUGUUUCACCAACAUUCCAGUAUAAGAUGAGCCACCAGCGAGUGGGCAAGUGCAUCAUCAUCAACAACAAAAACUUUGAUGAAAAGACAGGGAUGAAUGUACGCAAUGGCACGGACCGAGACGCAGGUGAGCUGUUCAAGUGCUUCAAGAGCCUUGGCUUCGACGUCUUCAUCUACAAUGAUCAGACAUGUGAGAAGAUGGAGCGUCUUCUCAGAGAAGCCUCGGAGGAAGACCAUAGUGACAGCUCGUGUUUCGCCUGUAUCCUGCUAAGCCACGGUGAGGAGGGCAUGAUCUACGGCACAGAUGGAGCCAUGCCCAUCAAGACCAUGACCUCGCUGUUCAGGGGGGACAUGUGCAAAAGCUUAGUUGGAAAGCCAAAACUCUUCUUCAUCCAGGCUUGUCGGGGUUCCGAAUUUGAUGAUGGUAUACAGACUGAUUCGGGUCCGCCAAACGACACCCUGGAGACGGAUGCUAAUCCAAGACAUAAGAUCCCUGUAGAGGCAGAUUUCCUCUUUGCCUACUCCACUGUGCCAGGGUAUUACUCAUGGAGGAACCCUGGACGUGGUUCCUGGUUUGUCCAGGCACUCUGCAACGUCCUCAACGAGUUUGGCAAGCAGCUGGAGAUAAUGCAGAUCCUGACACGGGUCAACUACAUGGUGGCCACCAGCUUUGAGUCCUGGUCUGAAGACCCACGUUUCAGUGAGAAGAAGCAGAUUCCCUGUGUGGUCUCUAUGCUGACGAAAGAACUGUAUUUCAACUGACCGCCAACCUAACUUACUGUACUGUAUGACAUCACUGACUGACUGACUGAUUGACUGACUGACAGACUGACUGUUUCAGGUACCGGCUAAGCGGUCAAAGCAUUCAGGGAUGAUUCAGGCCCAGCAGGACACUGCUCAUUUGGAGCACAUAUUAACAUUUUGCAUGUGUAGUUGGGCCCGAAAACCAGCACUCCGUGAAGAAAAAAAAAAAAAAAAUUUACAGUGGCACUCCGCGUUCAUGUGUUGAUGGUGAAAUUUAUUCCUCUUCAGGUUUUUCUUCAGAAUAAUGGCGUCACAUUUGAUCUGAUCUUUGUCGACAGGCAUUGUGAAAUAUCCAUGUUAUUCUACCAGCCCGGAAAAUUUGCUGCCAGUUUUUGUGGGUUUGGGGAAUCAUAUCUAAAUAUGUGUCUCUCCAUUUUCCAGCAUUUGCAAUAGAUGUUGACACGGACUCUACCUACUGGGCAAGGGCAAGCAAGGACAGGAAAAAGUUGGCACUAUCAUUUACUGCAUGGAAUCAGCUUCUGAAUAACUGAAAUAACUGGCAUUUGGUGUUCUGAGAGUAGUCUCUCAAGAAACUGAUCAUAAACCUGUCUAAUGCAGUCCAUUGCAUCUGUAGAGUGUAUAAUACUCUAUUACUAUUACACAGUAAAGUAUAUUGGAAACCAGGUGAGAGUUGAAUGUUUUUAAAGCCUUAAUUAAUUAAUCUUAUCCUUUUUAUAUUUAUAUAAUAUGAUUUUUCGAAACUAGUCUAAGUGAAGCUUCUUUUGAGAUGCACCAAUAAGUCUAUAGAAAUUUCAACUAGGGAUUAGAAUAGAGUGAUUACAGACCCUUUGAUUGAUAUAUGAGAGAUGAGGGACCUGCCUUGAUUACAAACCUGGUCCACCGAAUUGUUAAAGCCAAAAAAAAAAAAAAAAAAAAAAAAA